GGCGUUCGGGGCAAUUAUGGCACGGUAUGAGCAAGCCGGCGCGGGCACUGGGAGCCGCGCAGCCGACUUGUUGGCCCAAAAGCGCCGCGUCGCACUGCCUUGUAUGGUACUCUGCGGGCGCUGGUCUCAGGCUUGGGCUCGGCCCUAUAGGUUACGAUGUUGGUCUUAUGACGCAAGGGCUGCAAUGGGCGAACUUCACAAUCCAUGGGCUGUGGCCAGAGCGCUUUGAUGAAACCUGGCCUUCAUGCUGCCAUGUUGAUAAAUAUCCUUUUGAGCCUGAGAAGAUCGAAGACCUGCAACGUCAGCUGGAUUUGAACUGGCCACCACUGCGGUGCAAACCUCCAAGAGGAUGCGGCAAUCCAGCGAGAGGCAGGCAGUCAUUCCACAGACAUGAGCUGAAAAGAAGUCAGCUGCUUGUUGUGGUCCUUUCUAACUCCUUUGCACAUCCAUCUGGUCUUUUUGUUGGUGUUGUUGCUGUUCUUGUUGUCGUUGCUGUUAUUGCCGUUGCUGUUGCUCUCGUGGCUAUUGCUCUUGUUGCUAUCGCUCUCCUUGCUGUUGCCCUACUUGCUGUCACUCUCGUUGCCGUUGAUCGCCUUGCUGGUAAUCUCAUUGCUGUUGCUGUUGCUGUUGCUGUUGCUGUUGCUGUUGCUGUUGCUGCUAUUGUUGCUGCUAUUGUUGCUGCUAUUGUUGCUGCUAUUGUUGUUGCUAUUGUGUCACCGCUGCUAUUACGAACGGUCGGCAGUGGUAUCGGGAUCUCCAUGUGUGAAGUGCAUGCAAUGAGGACGAGGUUGGAAGGAUUGAUCGUAAUGCCCAUGGACCACAACAUGGGGGAUACGAUGGCCUGCUGUCCGAUGAGAUACGGGAAGGCCAUGCAGACCAUGUUUAUCCAGAACGCGUCUUUUGAAAGGAAGACGGAGGGAGAAACUGUAAUCCUUGAGAGGUGCAGGAGACAGUACAUUGAUGAAGGAUACCAGCGCAUGGCUAAAUGGGACAACCACGGAUGUCUCGGGAGGGAGUAUGUCAUCCCCAAGCACAAGGAUAUUUCGAGGUGGAGACCCAUAUGCCCAUCCUACGACGAACCUGCUGGUAGGAUGUCAAGAGCAGUCGGGAGAGCUCUUAAUCACAUGCUAUGGAGCCUCCCCAAGAACUCUAACUUCAACUUGAAAAGCACCCAGCAGUUGGUGGAACGAAUCGCUUCCAUCAAUGAUGCUGAGAGCGGGACCAAGAAGAAGACGGGGUUACUAGCUACUAGCUAUGAUAUAAAGGACAUGUUCUCAAGGCUACCUCAUGAGGCGAUUAUCCGAGCAGUAGAAUGGAUCGUCGAGCUUUAUGAAGAGAAGCAUGGGACAUGUUCAAUCUCUGUUUUGCCCAAUAUCCGCAGCUACUUCAGGACAGUUUUGUCCUUCAAGGACAGCAUUGAUAUUCUGGGUGCACUGGAAAAGGCAGACAUUUUCCCUUCUGAGGAUGAAACUUACACUUACAUGGAGAUUAGGGAUGCCAUUGCAGACGACUUGGGAUCCAUUCCUCACCUUGAGUGCAAGAAUGGGAAGUUGAGUGAGGUUUUUUUAUGCCUCAACAAAUAUCCUGAUGCAGAUAACAUAUUCGAGCUCUUUGAUUGCCCCCUGAGGGAGUACAGUUCUUGCAAGAGGGGGCAUCGGAUCUCCUUUCCCGCAAUAACCCCAUUUCUUGACAGUGGCAGUCAGAUGAAGUCAGCAAUAUGAAAUGACCAGGUGCAGAGCAGCAGCAGCAGCAAGAACAAAAGCCACAACAGAGGAAGGAAGCCUUAAGUUGGCAAAGGCACCUUGAGCUGCCAAACUGACCUAAGCUUGACGUAAUUUGCGGCAGUGUGCCGGAUUCGGUUCUUCUUCUCUUGCCGUCAAUCGAACAAUUUGUUUUGAUCUGGAAGAGAACAGUUCCGGCGAGAUUGGAAGGAAGCUGUCAUGAGGACAUCAGAUCGGACAGAAGCAUCUCCCUCCCGUUCCAAUAUUGUCAGCCUUCGUCUUCAUUUUCCGGGUGUUCGCACCUUUUUUCUGGUGAUCUACGAAUUGCGGUUGGUGGUUUUGGGAUCCCGUAGAAAAUGCAUCUUUGAUGCCUUGAGUAUUAGUUAUUCUAUUUAAUAACUUAAUGAUAACUAACACUUAAUUAUGAAUGAUAUGAUCCCUUCCUUUUUCUGCUCACCUUCACAUCACUUUUGGUACAGUGUUUUGAUCCAAGCUUCCAGGUACGUAAUAUAAACCAGAACAUUUCUGUUUUUUCCCCUUCUUCAGAUGUGUGGAAAACCCUGCUCCAUCUUAGUACUGAAUUGACUGUUUUAUCUGAGUUUCUACUUGGAGAUUUUACAUAUACCAAGUAAAAUUAAUAAUUAUUAAUUAUUCAAUAGAUAAUAGAUAUGCAAGGAGCUACACGUCGUAUUUAAUAUUGGCGAAGAUCUGCAAGUCAGUAAACACGCUUUCAGGGUUUUCAACUUUUCAGCUGCACAGUUAGUUAAGCUCUCACCAGACUCAGCACUGUAUUUCAGGGUCUGCUGAGUUACUGCAGGCCAUGCAUUUUUCAUGCUGGCCGGUAAAAAAGGAUCAAGCACCAUAUGCUAGACAAGA
Molecule: messenger RNA, 2597 nt
Organism: Chara braunii
Lineage: Eukaryota; Viridiplantae; Streptophyta; Charophyceae; Charales; Characeae
Source: the annotation of a GenBank genome assembly